CCCAGAGUAAAUGGUUAAGGCGUUCGUUGCGUUGCGGCUUCAGAGAGAAGAAGCAUCAGGAGGAAUCCGCGCGCCCUCUUCCGUCAAAAUGUCGUUGGUAGCGAACGAAGAUUUCCAGCACAUAUUGCGUGUGCUCAACACAAACGUUGAUGGAAAGCAGAAGAUUAUGUUCGCUCUUACUUCCAUCAAAGGUAUUGGAAGGCGUUUGGCCAACAUGGUAUGCAAAAAAGCCGAUGUUGACAUGAACAAAAGGGCUGGUGAGUUGACUGCUGCGGAGCUGGACAAUCUCAUGGUCGUUGUUGCCAACCCCCGACAGUUCAAAAUUCCUGACUGGUUUUUGAAUAGACAGAAGGACUACAAGGAUGGCAAGUAUUCACAGGUGGUGUCAAAUGCUCUCGACAUGAAGCUGAGGGACGACUUGGAGCGUUUGAAGAAGAUCAGGAACCACCGUGGUUUGAGGCACUACUGGGGUCUUCGUGUCCGUGGUCAGCACACCAAGACUACCGGGCGCCGAGGGAAGACUGUUGGUGUCUCUAAGAAGCGUUAAAUUUCUGCUCUCCUUUUUGUUUUCCAAGCUUCUUCUGUUGAAUGCAAUAGGUUAAUAUAAUUAGUCUUUGAGAUUGGCUUGGUGGACGUCUUUGGAUUUGGCUGGGUUUUGAAAACCUUUGCCAGGUUGUAUUUCUUAUGGGUCAUUCAUUUUUGGUCGUUAUAAUAGAGAUUGAGAUAUCCCGGUUGAGUUUAUUUGUUUUUCUGUCAA
This is a messenger RNA of Cucurbita moschata (crookneck pumpkin), 757 nucleotides long. Its product is annotated as 40S ribosomal protein S18-like. The record is from RefSeq and is a predicted model, not a curated record. Lineage: Eukaryota; Viridiplantae; Streptophyta; Magnoliopsida; Cucurbitales; Cucurbitaceae. Gene Ontology annotation, cellular component: small ribosomal subunit; cytosol; ribosome. Gene Ontology annotation, molecular function: structural constituent of ribosome; RNA binding. The transcript has 5 exons. The coding region runs from base 11 to 547 and encodes 178 amino acids. Gene Ontology annotation, biological process: translation.